AUGGAUGUUGUAUGCAGCGGAUUUGUUCUUCUCAUGAUACUGCCUAUCGCACCAGUAGCAAUAGCAGGAGCAGCAAAGGAGUCUGCUGUGAAUUUAUUGGAAGCUGAAGCACUGCGCAAGAGUGGCUGGUGGGGAGACAAUACUACUGCAACAAACGUUUCUGCCUACUGCCAGUGGCCUGGUAUCAUUUGCAACGAUGCUGGUAGUGUUACCGACAUACUACUUCCAAACUACGGAACUCUAGAUGAGUUGACAAAUUUCAGCUUCUCUUCUUUUCGGAACCUGGUUAGACUAGAUCUCAGUGGAAAUGAACUUUACGGAGUCAUCCCACAACAAAUAGGUGCACUCUCCAAACUCACCUAUCUCAAUUUAUCUUCUAACCAUCUUCGAGGUGAGCUUCCUUCUUCUCUGAUAAACCUCACACAUCUAGCACAACUCGAUGUUUCUGUCAACUGGAUUGACAGCUUAAUUCCUCCGGGUAUUGGAAACUUGACGAGCUUGGUUGCUCUAGAUUUGAGCCACAAUUAUUUUGAGGGUUCCAUCCCUCCAACUCUUGGACAAUUGUCCAAUCUAAACUCCCUUGACCUCAGUAAUAAUAUCCUCAAAGGAACAAUUCCCUCAGCUCUUUGUCGUUUGACAAAUCUUUCCCAGUUAGACAUUAGCUUCAACUACAAUGUUGGAGGAUCUCUCCCAGAAGAAAUAGGACAGUUAAAGAGUUUAAUAGAGUUAAAAUUGAGUAGCAAUCAAUUUUAUGGUAGCAUCCCUCCCACUCUCGGUCACUUGUCCAAAUUAACCUCCCUCGAUCUCAGGGGCAAUGAACUUUACGGAGCCAUCCCACAUCAAAUAGGUGCACUCUCCAAACUCACCUAUUUCAUUUUGUCUUCCAAUGGACUUGAAGGUGAGCUCCCGUCUUCUCUGGAAAACCUGACACAACUAGCACAACUCGAUGUUUCUUCGAACUGGAUUGAAAGCUUAAUUCCUCCAGAUAUCGGAAACUUGACAAAUUUGGUUACUCUAGACUUGGGCCAGAAUUCUUUUGGGGGUCCCAUCCCUCCAACUCUUGGCCAAUUGUCUAACCUUGACUCCCUUGACCUCAACAAUAACCACUUCAAUGGGACAAUUCCUUUAGCUCUUUUUAAUUUGACAAAUCUUUUCCGACUAUACAUACACUCGAAUCCCGCAAUGGGAGGAGUUCUCCCAGAAGAAAUAGGAAAUUUGAAGAGUUUAGUUGAAUUAGACUUGAGUAACAGUAGAUUUUCUGGCAGCAUCCCUUCAACUCUUGGCCAAUUGUCCAACCUUGACUCCCUUGACCUCAGCAAUAACCAUUUCAAUGGGACAAUUCCUUCAGCUCUUUUUAAUUUGACAAAUCUUUCCCGACUAUACAUUCACUCAAAUCCCUCAAUGGGAGGAUUUCUCCCAAAAGAAAUAGGAAAUUUGAAGAGUUUAUUUGAAUUAGACUUCAGUGACCUUCAUCUUUCAGGUGCCCUUCCUUCAGGUCUUUGCGGCCUAACCAAACUAGCAUUUCUUUCAGGUGCUGAGAAUCAAAUUUAUGGUUCCAUUCCCUCUGAAAUAGGAAAUUUGAAAAAUUUGGAAUAUCUUUUCCUUGGGUCCAACCGGCUAACUGGUCAAAUCCCUCCGACCCUUGGCAAUCUGUCUGCUCUAGUUAAUUUGAACCUCUCUUCUAACCAAAUAAGUGGUUCCAUACCUCUUGGACUUGUCAAUUUGCCUUCUCCAGCAAUUCUAGAUCUUUCCUCAAACCAACUUACAGGCCCAAUUCCUACCCAAUUUGGGGAUGACAUUCUUAAAUCGGAGUGGUACCUUUGGACCUUGAAUCUUUCCCACAAUAUUCUCUCUGGCACUGUCCCCUCCUCUCUUCUGCGACUGGGCAACGUCGACCUGUCCUAUAAUGCUUUGGAAGGUGAACUUCCGUGCGAGCUUGUCAUUGAGUUUGGUUUAGAAAGAUUUGCCGGCAAUCCAGACUUGCGUCACGAUUCCACUCUUUGUGGAGUAUCUCCUUCUGUUAUGGGAAAUCACACUCCUGUUGUUGUGGGAAAUCAUAGACAUCGCACCCUAUACUACAUCAUAGGUCUUGGCGUAACCUUGUUGGUGUUCGCAAUAACUGGCGGAUUAGUAAUUUAUAUCCGCUGCUUCAAGAAAGUUAAAGUCGAGCUCAUGGACAAUAAACAUGGAGACAUUUUCAGAAUAUGGAACUAUGAUGGACAUAUGGCUUACAAAGACAUAAUUAAAGCAACCAACGAUUUUGAUGUCUGUUAUUGCAUCGGGACAGGGGGGUAUGGCUCUGUAUACAGAGCACGGUUGCCAAGUGGGAAAGUAGUGGCUUUGAAAAAGCUUCACCGUCUGGAAGGCGAGAAUCCAAAUUUUGACAAGAGCUUUAGGAAUGAAGCCGACAUGCUUUCUAAAAUCAGGCACAGGAACAUUGUAAAGCUCUUCGGAUUCUGUCUGCACAAGCGAUGCAUGUUUCUGAUUUAUGAGUAUAUGGACAGAGGAAGCUUGUUUUGUAUCUUGAGAGAUGAAACUGAAGCUGUGGAGCUGGAUUGGAUUAAAAGAGUGAAUUUGAUCAAGGGCAUUGCCGGUGCAUUGUCCUACUUGCAUCAUCAUUGUGAUCCGCCAAUCAUUCACAGGGAUGUAUCAAGCAACAACAUUCUUUUGAAUUCACAGCUCGAAGCAACUCUUUCUGACUUUGGAACAGCGAGGAUUUUGGAACUUGAUUCAUCAAAUCAAACGGUCAUUGCAGGCACCUUUGGUUACAUGGCACCAGAGCUAGCCUAUACCAUGGUGGUCACUGAAAAGUCAGAUGUGUAUAGCUUUGGCGUUGUGGUGCUGGAAACGCUGUUUGGAGAGCAUCCACGAGAAUUCCUUUCUUGCAUAUCAUCACAACCCAAUGAACCAAUAAUGCUGAAGGAUCUUCUAGAUGCCCGUCUACUCCCUCCGACUAACCCUUUUGUGGUUCGAAAUGUGGUUCUCGCAACAGCGUUAGCCCUGGAUUGCAUCAACGCAAACCCGAAAUGUCGACCAACAAUGCAGCAAGUGGUGAACCGAUUUGAAGAGGGCAGGCGAGAACCAACUAGGCCUUUGCACACCAUUGCUGUGAAUCAGCUUGUUAGUCCUCCAGAACUUUCACUGCCUGACCAAACCUACACAGUAGUUUAAGCACCACGAAUGGCUUUCGUGUGGAUAUCUCUACCGUCAUCCAAUAUUUACACCAAAGGAGAAAUUGAAUUUGCUUGCUGUCUUUA
This is a messenger RNA of Coffea eugenioides, 3257 nucleotides long. Its product is annotated as MDIS1-interacting receptor like kinase 2-like. Gene Ontology annotation, biological process: hormone-mediated signaling pathway; protein phosphorylation. Bases 1 to 3171 code for a protein of 1056 amino acids. The transcript has 2 exons. Gene Ontology annotation, cellular component: plasma membrane. Gene Ontology annotation, molecular function: ATP binding; protein kinase activity; protein binding. NCBI's taxonomy places the organism in Eukaryota, Viridiplantae, Streptophyta, Magnoliopsida, Gentianales, Rubiaceae. The record is from RefSeq and is a predicted model, not a curated record.